AUGCGCGUCGUGCCACUGCAAAAGUCUAAUGCUGUCAGCGCUAAUGCAAACCGCAACAAUGAGCAGAAGAGCGGGGGCGAAAAGGGCGAGGAACCGGCCGCCAUGUCGUUUAGAAACCGCAUCGAUUCUGUUGUGAGCUGCAGGAGCACGUGGCACGGCGGAUGGGCGGAGAGCGUUGACGGUGUGUGUGCAACUGGCGUGUCGGUGGAUCAUGAGGUUUUUCUUGCGUACUAA
Molecule: messenger RNA, 234 nt
Organism: Trypanosoma grayi
Lineage: Eukaryota; Euglenozoa; Kinetoplastea; Trypanosomatida; Trypanosomatidae
Exons: 1
Coding region: 1-234 (77 amino acids)
Source: RefSeq, a predicted model, not a curated record